Anopheles gambiae (African malaria mosquito) is the source of this 4034-nucleotide messenger RNA. RefSeq lists its product as uncharacterized. The record is from RefSeq and is a predicted model, not a curated record. Gene Ontology annotation, biological process: proteolysis. Bases 1209 to 3923 code for a protein of 904 amino acids. Gene Ontology annotation, molecular function: serine-type endopeptidase activity. Lineage: Eukaryota; Metazoa; Arthropoda; Insecta; Diptera; Culicidae. The transcript is spliced from 12 exons.
GAAACAUCUGUACAACAAAGACAACGAACAAUAUCACUAACUACAGUAAACCUAGCAACAGCACUGAUCCAACAAUGUCACCAAUCGUCAGCCAACACUUGCUAUCAAAACUGAAAACCUACCGCAAGCGCAUAACACGCAAAAAAAUUUAACCAGUCGCACAACGUAGAGUAUGCUCUUCAUUUCAACAGAUCACGAAGAUAAAUGACCUUCGUGGAAGACACCACAGCUUUAUAUGGAUGACUUGGAAGCCUCCGAAAUUCACGACACCAGAGGGGACCACGAAAACCAGUUUUAUCAUUUUAUGAAGAAUGCAACUACAAAAUCAAAAAGAAAUCGUAUGAAUAUUCAUGACAAAUUUGGCAAAAAGCUGUUUUGCGGAUACCUCUAAGGUUAGCUUUACACUUCAAAUUUGUCUAGAAUAUAUCGGUACCGCUGCAAUCGAAUGCUAGAAGUUUUUUUUCGGGAUAGCUCACUAGCUCUUUAAACAGUCAACUGAAAUCGAAUCGAAUAAGUAUUGCUACCAUGCAUCCCUCUUUUAAUGCAAGAUUUGACCUGGUCGAAAAGGAUUUCCACGGUCACAAAUUGAUAAGUUUUUUUUUAUUUGUGUUUGAGAGGUUGUAUUCCUCACAAUUAACACCGUGAGAGAUAGAAUGGUAAUACUAUGACACAGAUCUGAAGGUAAACCUUGUCACAUUCUACUGUAUGAGCUUAACUUGGCUACCCCAUUGUACUGUGGAGCGAUCCCUCAAUAUGUAUCCCACGAAUGCUGCACAACACCUAACACAUCCGCUGAUCUUCAAAAACCAACAAAGCAGGUUUGAAAGUGAUAUAACAUAUACCAUUGAUGAAUAAAAAAGUCAUAUCAACAUUCAAGAAACACCCACGCACAUCACCGCAUUCUAGCUUGUGCAGUGUUUCUCAAACCAUCUCAAUCAUUAUGUUAAUAAUAUAAAAAAAGCAUUAUACAAAUUUCAACACAUAUCCACGGUAGCCAAUAAUAAUCUGUUUUUCGAUGCUAGCCUCUACUGCAUUCGACGAAUAACUAAAUAUGUUGAAUUGGAAAAAGAAGCUAACAAAGUUCAAUUCAAGAGAAAAACCCUGCAUUUUAUGCAUCUGCUUAUCGGAAACGAGUUUGUGGUUCCUAGGGUGUUGGACAUAGUGAGCUUUUGGCAGGUUUAUCCCAUUCGUGUUUCUGAAAUCAACCUAUGCAGAUGGGUUGUGGUUUAUUGGUGUUUUGGAUCUUCGGAUCGGUUGCGCUUUCGCAUCGAUUUGUACUCGUAAGAAGUGAGAAUGUUGAAGCUGAUUAUGACGGAGAUCGGUUAAACGAAACAACCCAGUAUCAUGCCCUAGAUGCGUUGUUGCUCGAAUCAGUUGAAACUGAUCUCAAAGAAGAUCGGUUAAACGAAACAACCCAGUACCAUGCCUUAGAUGCGCUGUUGCUAGAAAUUGAUGGAUUCAACAAGAUGGAUUUCGACUCACCUACCCAAACAAAACUGAUCACACCUGUCCCUUGCCCAUUCAAUGCUUCUGAGUGGGAAUAUCCCCACAUAGUUUCGGUGGUUGACGUAGAAAAGCGUGAGGCAUUGUGCAUUGGAUCCCUCAUAUGGGAUGAUUUUGUACUCACAGUGACGGAAUGUAUAUCAAGCCGUCCCGUCGCUCGCUUACAAAUAGCUAUAAACAACCCGAAUCAGGCGAGCUGCCUAAUGCGUAAAAUAGCACAAACGUUUACGCAUCCUUACUACCCGCAGCGCAGACAAGCAAUAUUCAACAUAGCAUUAAUUAAACUGGACAAAAGCGUCCCUGUAAAACUACAUGUUAUUCCCACAUGCUUUUGGAUGAACGACAAAUUUCCAGUUGAUGGGUCAACGGACAUACUUGUUGUAGAAGGUGACAUGAAGUCAUCUCGUAUCAUGUCAAGUUAUACGGGUCACUUGAACAAAACUGAGUACGUUACUCCAUCCGCAAAGACAAAGCACAACAACUGCAUGCCCAAAAGAUCAAAGCUUAUUUUUGCGAUGGUCAAACAGAAGGAAAAACAUGUGCCUCACUUGGUUGCUGUCAGCUGUGAAACAUCUGCCACGAAAACAUUAAUGUCCAUCGCUACAUUGUUACCCUGGAUAACGGAAGUAUUGCGACAGAAUAGUACGAAUGAAUUUUUAGACGAUGACAUAAACUCAUGCUCCAAACGCCACUAUGACAUACGUGAUUAUGAUUUCAAUGUUCCUAAUGGCAAUCCUAUAUUUGAUUCAUGCGAAGCGCAUUUUGAAAAAAGCGACCAUCAAGUGCGAAUCAUUCAAACAGAUGAUAAAGAGAACAACAACACCGUCUGUUACGGAGCUCUCGUUCAACGUAAUGCUGUGGUCACUUUAGCGGAAUGUGUCGUGAAUCUUAUUGCCGAUGAACUGAGAGUUGCGUUUUCCGAUUUUUCCAUGGAUGUUCGAGACGUUGUUGUGCAUCCAGAGUUUGGCGACGCUAGUGACAUCUUUGUGAACAACAUAGCGGUAUUGAUGCUCGAAUAUCCCGUGCCGUUUUUUUCUGUCUCUACGGGGUGGUACGAAGAUACAUUGGCCAGUGAAGAAAUGUGGAUCUCCGGAGAGUAUAAGGAACGCAUGUUUCUGAAUUGUGAUCCGUCCAGAAACGAGACAUUUGAGUCUGCAUCCGUUUACGCAACCGUGCUCCAAAACGCAGAAUGUCUCGAUAAACUACCUCAGCUUUCACGGCAAAAUAAUAACACACAGCAUCUUUGUCUGGAAGUAAAGUCAGCCACUGCUUUGGACAUUUGCAACAUCAACAAAGGAGCUGCACUGGUCGUUUCGAACGAAACUUUCAAUAACAUUUACGGAUUGAAUUUACUGCAGCAUGAUUGUGAUAUGAGCAAACCAAUAGUUGCGGUGCGUCUGAGUGCCCACCAGAGUUGGUUGAGGUCUGUUUUACAAACUUGGAGUAUAAACAUAAGACAGGACUUGCAUCUUAACGACCGCUGCACGUAUCCUGGAGGAUUCGAGGGACAGUGCGCCGAAAAGCAAGACUGUCCCGGCGCUGAUGAGCGUAUCCCGCCGUCCCUACCGCCUAUGUUCUGCAGCAAUCGAUCGGUUAUUUGCUGCCCAGAUAAAGUGCAGCCAAAGCUAAAUGCAAUUGAAACGGAGUUCAAUGAAUGUGAAAACCGAUAUCGUCAUCUAAGACAGUCGCUUGUCGCCCAAUCCUUUCAGUCACCUCAUCUGGUCGAGCUUGGAUGGGAAUAUGAUCGUUUUAAGCUUUUCGAUUGUCUUGGUUACCUGAUCAGCAGCCGGGGAGUUGUAACAUCGGCAUCUUGUGUGAAAGCGAAAUUUGCUUAUCCAAACAUCGUGCGUAACGUACACCCUACUGAUAGGAUUGUUGUACCGAUAGAAUCCGUACACAUUCAUCCAGAAUAUAACGAAACGGGUGAAGCGCAUGAUAUUGCUCUGAUAAAACUUUCGACGGAAGACUACAUGACGGUGAAUUUAUUCCCAGUUUGCCUAUGGCAGAGCUUCAAUGAGCAAUUCCAGCGACAAGGUCAUUUGCUUGCUGUCUUAAAAGAACAUGAAUGCCGGCUCAAGCCAAUGAGUCAACAGGAAUGCAAUGUGAUAUCGAAAUACCCGACAGUGGAGUCUGAACUGUGUCCCUAUGAUCCGUUUGUGCGCUCCUGUUCGUUGUACUAUAUUCCUGCAUUGAAACAUUCUGCUGUAAAGUGUAAGUUUGCCGAAGAUGAUAGUAAGCUCUGUGGUAGCUGUAUAAACCCUGGUACUCCUAUUAUACUGAAAAACUUACUGGACGUCGAAGAUAUUCCCGUAACUUACUUGUAUGGCAUACACGGAGCUAGAGAAUGUGACACAAAGGAUAUUCGCUUCAUUCUUCGUACCGCAUAUUACAUCGAUUGGUUUGCAAAAGUGCUGAAGUAAGUUGUACAGAGUAAAAAUCUUCAACUGUAUGAGCGCAUUGAACAACAAUCACAGUGACUCAUGUAUGAUAGAAUAUCCUAUGGAGCGAAUAAACCUAGAAAGGAAAAAAAA